This is a messenger RNA of Acanthosepion pharaonis, 633 nucleotides long. The record is from the annotation of a GenBank genome assembly. NCBI's taxonomy places the organism in Eukaryota, Metazoa, Mollusca, Cephalopoda, Sepiida, Sepiidae.
AUGCUUAGAGAUUCCUUUCCUUUUUUUUCAGAUGUUCUCUGCGUAACCUAUCCUUGCUUUUUUAUUUGUCUUGUAAAAUUCAUUCAUUCUGCCGCACCUGCUAUCCCCUUCCGCCUCACCUGUUAUCCCCUUCCGUCUCACCUGCUAUAUCCCUUCGCCUCACCUGUCAUCCUCUUCAACCGCAGCUGUUAUCCCCUUCCGCCUCACAUUUUAUAUCCCUUCGCCUCACCUUCUAUCCCCUCCUGCCGCAUCUGUUAUCCCCUUCCGCCUCACCUGUUAUCCCCUUCUACCGCACCUGUUAUCCCCUUCCGCCUCACCUGCUAUAUCCGUUCGCCUCACCUGUUAUCCCCUUCCGCCUCACCUGCUAUCAACUUCUGCCGCACCUACUAUCCCCUUCUGCCGCACCUGUUAUCCCCUUCCGCCUCACCUGCUAUAUCCCUUCACCUCACCGGCUAUCCCAUUCCGCCUCACCUGUUAUCCCCUUCCGCCUCACCUAAUGCAGGCUGUUUCUUUUCAAUAAAUGUACUAAAAAGAUAUUCAGAAAGCACUGUGUCAACUACAAAUGGAAUUCUCUCUCUCUCACUCUCUCUCUCUCUCUCUCUCUCUCUCUCUCUCUCUCUCUCUCUCUGUUAA